Camelina sativa (false flax) is the source of this 2664-nucleotide messenger RNA. The record is from RefSeq and is a predicted model, not a curated record. Lineage: Eukaryota; Viridiplantae; Streptophyta; Magnoliopsida; Brassicales; Brassicaceae.
AUGGAAGCUUGGUUUGCGGUGGAAGAUGGUUGGUCUCAUCCGACGGAGAAAAAUGAGAAGGGAGACUUGGUGCUUAAGCACAGGAAGAAAUGGACGGCCGAAGAAAAAGCGGAGUCCAAACAUAACUCACAGGCUCUGUCAGUUAUCUUCAAGUCUUUGCCUAGGGACAUUUUCAAUCAAGUUCAAGGAUGUGACGCGGCCAAGGAAGCAUGGGACAUUCUGGUAGUCACGUUUGAAGGCACAAGUAGGGUCAAACGUACAAGGUUGGACAAUCUUGCUUCGGAUUUUGAAAACUUGCACAUGACAGAGACUGAGUCAGUUGCUGAGUAUAGCAGUCGUCUGAGUGGUAUUGCACAAGAAGCUGUAGUUCUGGGUAAACGCUACAAGGACAAGAAGCUGGUGAAGAAAUUUCUCAGAAGUUUGCCAGACAAGUUUCAACCACACAGGUCUGCUAUUGAUGUUUCACUGAAUUCUGAUGAGCUCAAGUACAAUCAAGUAGUUGGGAUGAUGCAGGCAUUUGAGAUACAGCUGAAGAAGAAGGAAAAGAUAAAUGAGAAAUCAUUUGCUCUCAAAGCCAUUGAGGAACAGAAGAUUGCAGAGUCUCAGGAAGUUGCAGAUGAAGAAAAAGUCGGCUUGCUGGUUAAGAAAUACUUUCGCAAGAUGGAAAGAGGUCAGCGGAAGGGAACAUCAUCGGUCUUGAAAUCUGAUACUGAUAAGGAGAUCAGGAAGGGUGACAAGCAAGAACAACUGUGUGCUGAAUGUGAGGGUUUUGGGCAUUACAAGUCUGAAUGUCCAAACAACAAACGGAAGAACUCUUUGCAAUGCUAUGGAUGUAAGGGUUACGGUCACACUAAGUUUGAUUGUCCUUCACGAGAAAACAAGCAGAAGUACUACAUCACUUGGAGUGAAAGCAACUCAGAUGAAGAGGUCGGCAAAGGAGAGGUUCUUAACAGCUUCCUUGCACUGCUAGGUGUCAUUGAGGAAGAUGAAGAAGAUUAUGUGGUGCUUGAAACCAAGGACGUAGAUGAGAAGGUGAAUUCUGAUUCAGAAGGAGAAGAGGGAGAUUUGUCAGUAGAAGAUCAGAUAGAGCUUCUCAUCAAGACGGUGGUUCAGAAGACUCAAGACAACACACAAUUAACUUCUGAGAGAGAUACCUUACAGCUUCAUGUUGCCAUGAUCUCUAAAGAAUUAAGUGAAGAAAAGGCAAAGACUCUGCGACUUGAGAAGCAGUUAGAUGAACAGCUGAAGAAUAUCAGGAUGCUGAAUAAAGGAACCAAAGAUCUGGAUACACUGCUGAGUACUGGAAGAUCCAGCAAUCUGAAGUGGGGUCUGGGUUACCAAGGAACAAACACCAACCCAACCACUAAAUUCGUCAAAGGAGUGGAGUCUGAACCAGAGCUGAAGGAGAGGAAGUUCUCUCAAACGACUAGAAGGUGUGAUCAGGUUCCUGUGAAUCCGAAUUCAAGAAACCCAAGGAUGGUGGUGUUUCCUGAGUUCCAGAAUCGUGUGUCUAACCUUAUGCAACGUCGUGGGUUUUUUCCAGCUGUAAGGAGAAACACACAGGAGUAUGUCAGGAAAGAUGAUCUCUACUAUCAUGUGGCUUUCACAGCAGAAAAAACAGAGGUUGAUCAGGCCAAGUGGUAUUUUGACAGUGGUUGCUCCAGGCAUAUGACUGGUGCCCGUGAUAAUCUAUCACAUCUAGAAGGUGUUGCUGGAGGGAGAGUUACUUUUGGUGAUGGAGGAAAGGGUACAAUCCGAGGAAAAGGCACAACUGGUGGUUAUUCUCAACCACAUCUUAAGGAUGUCUUUCUGGUCGAAGGGUUGAAGGCUAAUCUGAUAAGUAUCAGUCAGUUGUGUGAUGAAGGUCUGGAUGUCACAUUCACCAAGAAGGGGUGCAAGGCUGUGGAUCAACAAGGGUCAAUACGACUUAGAGGCAGAAGAUCUGAACUGUGGCACCAGAAGCUUGGUCAUCUCAACAUUCGCACAAUGAUGAAAUUGGCUAAUCAAGAGGUUAUGCGUGGAAUUCCAAAGCUGAAAGGUGAUCCACAGUUCAUAUGUGGUCCUUGCAACAAAGGCAAGCAAGUCAAGACGUCUCAUGGGCCUGUGACAGAUGUUCGCACUAGUCAUGCACUCCAGUUAGUACAUAUGGAUCUGAUGGGUCCAAUUCAAAUUAAAAGUGAAAAAUGUUCAAUCCAAGCUAUUAGGAGUGAUCAUGGAGGAGAGUUUCAGAAUGACAAGUUUGAUCAAUUCUGCGGAAAUCAGGGCAUUGAUCAGUUGGGUAAAUUUGACUCAAAGAGUGAUGAAGGGAUCUUUCUUGGUUACUCCGGACACAACACUGCUUUUCGUGUCUACAACAAACGCACAAGAUCAGUUCAGGAAACAGUAAAUGUUGUUUUUGAUGAUACUUCGUUUCAACGAAUUGAUAUGGUGCCUGUUCUCUCUGACAAGGAUCUGGUAACUGAUGAUGAGAAGUCUGAGCAAGCCUCUGGGAGUGUGAGUGAUCAUGCCAGCACUGGAUUGUCAACAGACGAGCUUCCUCCAUCUUCUCAGGUCCAUCGGAAUCACUCCUCAGACGAUGUUAUCGGUGCGAUUCAGGGGGUAGAGUUACCAGGGGCAAACAGAUUGACUUUGCUCAGCUGGCUGGAAGGAAACAGAAGACUGUAG